Messenger RNA from Lottia gigantea (owl limpet), 921 nucleotides. RefSeq lists its product as hypothetical. Gene Ontology annotation, molecular function: G protein-coupled receptor activity; peptide binding. The annotation marks the transcript as partial. Gene Ontology annotation, cellular component: membrane. The transcript has 2 exons. The record is from RefSeq and is a predicted model, not a curated record. NCBI's taxonomy places the organism in Eukaryota, Metazoa, Mollusca, Gastropoda, Lottiidae. Gene Ontology annotation, biological process: G protein-coupled receptor signaling pathway.
GAAGAUAUUUUGAAGGAAUUCGAACAAAGCUUCUACACGUUUGGGAAUUAUUCAACGGUGAUCCUGUUAUCUUUGUAUGUUCCAACGUUCAUCAUCGCCCUACUGGGUAAUAUAUUGAUUAUACUGACUGUGCUUGCUGAUGAAACUCUGAGAAAAACCAAGAAUUUCUACCUGAUCAAUCUUGCUUCAUCAGAUUUGUGUAUAACGUUGGUCUGUAUGCCAAUGACUGUGGGCACCAUUGUGUACAGAUUGUGGAUUUAUGGUGAAUUCUUGUGUAAAUUUACAGCAUUUUUACCAGGAGUAGCCGUGGCAUCCAGUAUAUUUACCCUGACGGCGAUGAGUAUUGACCGAUAUGUAUCUAUACAGAGACCAUCUCGACCUCAUUGGGUAACGUCACCAGGACAAGCUGUUUGUAUCAUCAUAUCAACAUGGAUCGUGUCAGGUAUUCUCAUGGGACCUUUACUGUACAUUCGACAGGUCGAUACACUUCCGCUGCCCAAUAAGGCACCUAUGAGAUUUUGCAUCGAAAAAUGGCCCAAAGAUGACGAUCGUCAAGCUUUCGGAAUCUUCCUAUUAUUUGUUGUGUACGUAAUACCUAGUGUAACUCUAGCCCUUUGUUAUGGGCAUGUUGGAAAAGCGUUGUGUACUAAUCAAAUGUUACGAAAUACUUCAGACAGUUCCAAUGAAAGACUUUCUUCACGCAAAAAAGCGGCCAAAAUUUUGAUUGUUAUGGUGUUGGUUUUUAUGGUGUGUUGGUUACCCUAUAAUAUCAUAUCUUUGAGUAUUGACAUUACUCAGGGUAGCGGGCCCAUCGAUGCUUUACCCUUUUCAUUGUGGUUAGGACACGCCCAUAGUGCUAUCAAUCCGGUUAUGUACUGGAGUUUGAAUCGUCGUUUUCGGGAACGUGUUCAGGGAUUGAUG